AUAAUUUUUAUUACAUCAAAUUUAAAUGGUUUUGUACAAACAAAAACAAUGCAACCAAAAUCAGAAGGGAAGCAACAAAUUGGGAAACAAUCUUCAUAAAAAACCUCUGACAAAGGUCUAAUCACUCAAAUUUACAGAGUUAAACCAAUUGUACAAAAAAAUCAAGCCAUUUUCCAAUUAAUAAAUGGGCAAAGGACAUGAAUAGGCAAUUUUCAGUUAGAGAAAACAAAACUAUUAAUACGCACAUGAAAAAAUGGUCUACAUCUCUUAUAAUCAGAAAGAUGCAAAUCAAAACACCUCUGAGGUAUCACCUCACACCUAGCAGAUUGGCUAACAUGACAGCAAAGGAAAGUAAUGAAUGCUGGAGGGGAUGUGGUAAAGUCGGACAUUAAUGUUUUGCUGGUGGAGUUGUGAAUUGAUCCAACCAUUCUGGAGGGCAAUUUGGAACUACGCCCAAAGGGUGUUAAAGACUGUCUGCCCUUUGAUCCAGCCAUAGCACUGCUGGGUUUGUGCCCCAAAGAGAUAAGGAAAAAAAAAAUGUACAAGAAUAUUCUUAGCUGCGCUCUUUGUGGUGGCCAAAAAUUGGAAAAUGAGGGGAUGCCCUUCAAUUGGGGAAUGGCUGAACAAAUUGUGAUAUAUGUUGGUGAUGGAAAACUAUUGUGCUAAGUGGAAUGUCUGCCCUUUGAUCCAGCCAUAGCAUUGCUGGGUUUGUACCCCCAAAGAGAUAAUGAGGAAAAAGACUUGAACAAGAAUAUUCAUAGCUGUGCAGUUUGUGGUGACAAAAAAUUGGAAAAUGAGGGGCUGCCCUUCAACUGGGGAAUGGCUGAACACACUGUGAUAUCUGUUGGUGAUGGAAUACUAUUGGGGUCAAAGGAAUGAUGAACUGGAGGGAUUCCAUGUGAACUGGGACGACCUCCAGGAACAUUGUACACAGGGACUGAUACACUGUGGUACAAUCAAAUGUAAUGGACUUCUCCAUUAGUGGCAGUGCAGUGAUCCUGAACAACCUGGAGGGAUCUAUGAGAAAGAACACUAUCCACAUUCAGAGGAAACACUGUGGGAGUAGAAACACCGAAGAAAAACAACUGCUUGAUCACAUGGGUUGAGGGGGAUACGAUUGGGGAUGUAGACUCUGAAUGAACAUCCCAGUGCAAACACCAACAACAUGGAAAUAGAUUCUGAUCAAAGACACAUGUAAUACCCAGUGGAAUUGGGCGUGGGCUGUGGGAAGGGUGGGGGGAGAGGAGGGAGGGAAAUAAUGUGAGUAUUGUAACAAAAAAAAUUAAAUUAAAUUAAAAUGUAAAAAAAAAGAGAGAGAGAGAGAGAGAGGUGGGGACUUUAUGUCAAGUGUGCCUGGGGGAUUUGCUGCUUCAAAAUCUGUCUAUCUUAUUUCUGGAGGUAAAGUGUGGGAAAUCCUGGAGGAAACUGGCAUCUGGAAGAAGCAUGGACCCAGGAGGAGGUACCGAGGCAAAUGAGGGGAAAAGGUAACCACUGGAGGGUUUAGAGCAGUGGUGGACUGCAUAACCAGGGAUGUGGAGGAGCAGUGGCCCUCUGACAGCAGCCAUAAUUGGCAUUGUCAAUUGGCAUUGGAGUGAGGCAUGAUGGGAAAAGGGAAUCUCUGGAGCAGGGCAGAAACCACCUUGAGGGGAGAGUUGAGAAUGGACAGGGUGGAAGUUUUGACUUCAUGAAGAAUAGAGAGAGACCAAGUAAUGCCAGGGUCAGGCCUCGGACAGUAAACAAGGAUCUAGAGGAGACAGAAAGGGAGGAUUGAAAUGAAGGCAGUGGGAGAAGGCCGCCAAAGCUUGAAAGAACUCCUUAAUGGGGAGGAGAAGAAGGGGAAAAUCUAUUCAAGUGAGAGGGGAAAAGCAGGGGUGGGGGAUUAAGUAACCAAAGAAAAUGGAGAGAUAUAAAGAAACUGAGAAGCAAAACCCCAACGGGAAAGGGCUACCCAAGGAGAGGAGUGAAUCAGGGCAGGGGUAGAGAGCCAAUGGGAAUGGAAACACCAACUGUAAAGAAGGUGAAGGUAGGGGGCAGCUGGGUAGCUCAGUGGAUUGAGAACCAGGCCCAGAGAGAGUGAGGUCCUAGGUUCAAAUCUGGCCUCAGACACUUCCCAGCUGUGUGAUCCUGGGCAAGUCACUUGACCCCCAUUGCCUAGUGUUACAAGGGAAUCACUUUAAAAGACUGAUAUAUAUUAAUUUAAGGUCGCUAAGGAAUUCAGCUAUGUAAUUCCUAAAUGAAAACUCAAGUUUGCAGUCAAUCUUUUAUGGAGUUUAAUUACAAUAGGAGGAAGAAAGGAAUUAGAGAUAGAGAGAGAGAAAAAAGGGAGAGAAAGGAAUAGGGCUUAAAUAUCCCUUCUGUUUAGGCUGGGCCAAAAGGCCCAAGCCCUUAGAUAGCUGGGGCAAAGAAAGGAGAUCAGUCCCUAUUACUCACGUGACCAAAAUGGAGAAACAGUCUCAGAGGCCCCCACCUUCAGCUUCCUUCAGAGCAAGCUUCUCCGAGUACACUGCCACCACUCCGAUCAACUCCUCCACCACCCCCGAGUCUCCAGACCCCCCUGAUCUUUAAGGAAACCAUCCAAGUUGCCUCCCCUCAGUUCUCACAUCUACCAAUCACUGUCCAUCAAUUUCCCUGUGCCAAUGGAGGCUCUAGCUUAACCCAGGACCGCCCAGAGGCUUUGCACAUGUCUGUUGAAGGUCAUAUUUUCAAAUGAUUAAAUCUUUACUCCUUUGCUACAGCCCUUUCUAAAUCCUGUUAACCUGAGUAGGGUAGAGAUUGGAAUAAUUAAAUUUUGAUCUAGGCUGCAGCCCUUACUCAAUCCUGUUAGGACUGAAUAGGGUGGAGAUUUAUUCCAAGUAUCUCCAUUGUAUCAAUUCUAAAAUCAAUCAUGACUCAAAGAAAUUCCUGUUCUAUGCUUAAGCAUAGGUCAAAGCCCUUUCCAUUGUUCUGCAAAGGGUUUCUGUCCUAAAGUAAUCUUAAGAAGAGAAGAGAAGGAACCUCCCAUGCCAAUGGGGUUCCCAUUCCAAUAGACUAUCAGUAAGAAACUUUCCAAGUAUGAAAUAUCCCAAUGGUGAAAUUUCCAACAUUUAUAAGUCUAAGGAAUUUUGAGGUUUACACUAGCCCUUACCACUCUUCUGCCUUGGGAAUCAAUAUACGGUAUUCAUUCUAAAAUGAAAGAUAAGAGUUUAAAAAAUAAAAGAAGGUGAAGGUAAAGUGAAGGAAGGAACCUAGUACUGAGGGGAGGGGGCAGGAGGACUCAUAGCUUGAAAAAAUAAUACUGGAGACAGAUUAGGAAAAUAUGAACCUAACUCAUAGCUUUAAAAGGGAAUGGAUUAAGCCAUCCAUUGCGGGGGGGGGGGGGGUAGCUGUGAGUCAAAGGAUUCAGAAAAGCAGGAGUUGCCAUAGUGAAAACAACAUUCAAAAACUAAAAAGGGUUAAACAAGGAAACUGCUGAAAGGAACCACAGACAAUGAGCCAAUAUGGGCAAUAUCGGUUAUACAUUUAGUUCUUGGCAUCCAACUCAUAAAGGAAACAUGACCCGAGCUACAGGACGUAGACGGUAACACGCUGAUCACAGCAGCAGCAUUCACUCUCUCUAAGUUUUGGCUAUGGAGCAGAAAGAGAAACAAAAGAGAAAACGCAGAACUGAACACAUUGCUGAAAAACCCACCUAGUCGAAAGACUGAUGGCGCCUUCUGAAAAGGACUACCAAAGAAUGUACAUAUUUCUCAGCACCAUCUAGAUUUUUACAGACAUGCGUCCCAGAGAGACCGCAAACAGAUGCAGACAGGUAAAAGUAGUCGAUGCAUCCUCAUAGAUCAUAAUGCAGUCCCGACAGUUAUUGAUUCAGGGACCACAAAGAAAACAUACAGACUGCAAUGGAGACUUCAAAACUAAAUCCUAAAGAAUGAGUGGACCAAAACCAAAUCAUAGUAAUAGGCAAGAACUAUGUAAAGAAAAAUGAUGCUGAAAUUACAUAUGGAAAUUUCUGCAAUACAGCUAACAUAGUCCUCAGAGGAAAAAUCAUGUUCUUACAAACAUAUUAACAGAAUGGAACAAGAGAAGAUUCAUGAGCGAUGUAGAUUUUCGGAAGGUAGAAGGUCAGUGAAUAAACAAAGCUAAAAGUAGCACAAAAGAGGAGAUAUUAAACACUAGAAAGGGCUACAAUGAAUAUUUUUGUACAAAUAGGUCCCCCACUUUUUAGUCUCUUUGGGAUGCAGACCUAGUAAUGGCAUUCAUGGGUCAAAAGGUAUACUCAGUUUUAGGGUCUGUUGAGCACAGCUCCAAAGUGCUCUCCAGAAUGACUGGAUCAGAUCACAGCUCCACCAACAGUGUAUUAGCAUCCUGAUUUUUGCACAUCUCCUCCAUCAUUUAACAUUUUCCCUUUUCUGUCAUUAGCUAUGAAUUUUAGAUUUACUUCACCCAGCUUAGUCUAACAAAAUCAGGAAUGUCUACACCCCUACUUAAGGAUUAAGAAUUGAGAAGGGAGGCCUGUGACAGACAUGUGCUAGCAAAUGACAAAUCAGAAACAACUGACAGACCCCUGGGCUGUCCUAAGUCAAGCUUAAGCUACCAUUGGUGCAUGUGAGAUGCAGGAAGUGAUGUAAAGAACUGCCUAUAUAUUUUGCAUCCCUUCCUCUCUCUGGGCUCUUUUUGUGGAGAGGUGGCUCUGGCUCCUUUUUGCAGUGGAGAUGUGGUUGGUGGCAGUGUGCUGGGUGUCUUGUCAUGCCUGUAGCUUUUGUUCAGGUUUGGCUUGUGGCAGCGUUUUGGCGUCUUGGUGUCUUGGUGUGGGUCAACUAAGGGGUCUUCCCUGAGCUCUCUCUGAGUUUAGGCUGAUUCCUUUUUUUCCUUUACCUUUCCUAAAAACGCCAUCCUCCUCGGAGGCUCCUCAUCUUGGAGGAGGCCUUGUGGCUGAGGUCUCUGAACUCCCCUUGGCUCAGGCUAGGCCGAAGAAAUCCUAUACCCCCCCCUCCCUCUCCCUCUCUCUCUCUCUCUCUCUCUCUCUCUCUCUCUCUCUCUCUCUCUCUCUUUCUCUCUCUCUCUCUCUCUUCUCCUUAAUUCCUUCCCUCUAUAUUAAUUAAACCACCAUAAAAUUCCAAACUGACUUGAGUAUUUUAUGGGGUUUGAAUUAAUCCCUGGCGACCAUAAGGAUAACACAUUUGCCCCUCACAUAGCCAGCUGGAUAGGGGUGAGAUGGGACCCAGAAUUGCCUUAUUUUGCGUUUCUCCAGUCAAGAGCAUGUUUUAAUGCGGUCAUAGAUGGCUUCAAUUUCUUCAUCUGUAAAUGUCAGCCGUUUGGCGGCUGCAGGACACCUUCUCUUCUUUAUGCGAAGUGGGCUUUGUUCUCUCCGUUUGCGACAUGAGCCCUUGCUCAGGGGUCCUUGCUUGGGCAUUCUCUUUCCCUUCUAGCCUUGGUGGCGCUGGUUUGGUUCAUACAAAGCCUCUUCAAUGGACUGUAAGCGAAAGGGCCCAUCUCCAAGCUCACCGCCGUCUCCCGACAGCACAGCCGGCAGACUAUUCUGUGCCCCUGCCCGUUUGUGUCCGUCAUCCGCCCCCAUAGGCCGAGCCCUGGUAAACAUUGGGUGAACCCUGGGGGUCUUGGCCAUCCUGUUUUCCAGUUUCUGUCCAGCUCUGGGGAGUUCUCAUCCCCAAAGCCUGGGUCUUGGGAUUGGUCCAAGCGGACACAGCGCAGUUCGGAGCACCUAAUCUAGCCUCGGAGGCCCCAGCCUAUGUCUUAGCCGGCGGCAGAUCAGCCCCAUGACUGCCUUUCCACGCGCUCUGCCAGCGGGCCCUCCGCGGCCACUUCCUUCAUGGCCCCCCCAUCCCUGUGAGGGUCUUGAGCUCUUGUUCCUCCAGGGAGUUCUGCUGCGCUUCUUCUAGCCCUAGAAAGCCCGCGAGCGAGCGGGGCUGGGAUGGUCCCUCUUCCGCCAGGAGCCAUGAAGGGCUGGCGGCUGCUCAGAUGUGACGUCAUGUGUGUGGAAAGGGUUUUGCCACGCAGCCGCGGGUCCCGGCAGACGGCCAGCCGGGGCCUUCCUAGGGCCGGGUCUCCCGUGCGCCCCAGAGGCAUCUCUUUUUCCUCUCUUGCUGCCUGGCUGGUGGCGGCCUAGACAAACGCUGGGGCUUCUUGCUAACGCUGCUCAGUGUCCAGCUCAUUUCCUGGCGGCUCCUCAGGGUGCGCGGCACGUCCUCUGCAGAGAGGGGUGAUUCGGGGUCGCUGUCGUUCCUUCUUCUGCCACUGCUCUGGUGGGCAUUCCCGGAAGGCCUCCAGCUGAGCCUCAUCAGAGAUUUAAAAAUGAGCUUUUUCAACAAGAACACGCGCACAUAGUGGAAGCGCCAGGACUGCCUCCCGCUGGUCCGCGGGGUCCUCAGAGCUCAGGGGCUUCCAGGGCCUCGGAAGCCUGGGCAGCCUCGGCCGUCUCCCUCUGUGGGGGAGCCUCUGGCUUGUCUGUGCUUCCUUUGUGGUCCCGCCCAGUGCCCAGCAUCCAGAGGCUGCCUCAUGUUUGCAGCCGGACGUGGUGGUUCUCUUUGACUCGUGGCCCCCAGCCGCCUCGAUCUUUCCCCACAAGCCUCGGUGGACGAAGCCGCGGCUUCAGGACGGCUGAGCGACCCAUCGGGAACGUGCACGCCUUCCCCAGCUGCCCCCGGAAGCCAAGCUGGGGCCCUCAGCCCUUCAGGCCCCGCCAGCUGUCCGGGCUGCCCCUCUGUCUCCUUUCGCCCACCGUUCCUUUGGCUUCCUCCUUGGUUGCAGAUGGCACCACGCGCCUCCUCUUGCACCCUUUGGUGCCCUGGCGAAUGCUGCCACUAGAAGGGCGCUUCUGAACUCGGUCCCUGGCCUGGGAGCCUUCCGGCCGCCCCAAUGCCGGGCACCCUUGAAGGGUCAUCCGGCCAAUGGACGCCUGGGUUUGACCCAGUGACUGGAGGCCUGGCUGGGGCUCUCCUCCAGGGGCUCCCUGGCGCCACCUCGAACCCAAGCACUGGGAGGGCCGGCAUUCUGCCCCAGCUCCCCUGGCAGGGCAAAGCCCCAGGCUCCAGAGACCCCACAGACUGCCCCGGCCGAGCCCCCAGCUUGCAAGGCCCAGAGAGGGCACGUCCUCACUCGAGGGCCCAGAAACACCACUGGUCCACGGCACAGAGAGCGCCCCGAGCUGGCUGGGAGGAGAAUGUCAAGCCCAAAUACUUAUGAGGCCCCCUCCGAGCCGCAAAGGGCCAGAAAGGCCAUGGCUCAGCCGGCCUGGGGCUCAGGUUGCUGCCCCGUUAGGGUGCUCCUGGCUGGGGCAGCCCCAAGAUUCCAGCUCGCUUCUCAGGCUGCGGGUGGUGCUUUGGCUCCUCCUCUCGGUCAGAGAGCCUCGGGGAGACAGUGUCGGGGCAGGAGGCACCCCGGCCCUCCCCCCACUUGCUGACUCUCUCCGCCCCCCAGAAGAAACUGGCGCCCAGGAUUCCGUCAGCACCGCGGACAGCGCAGCGGCCUCCCAGGAGUCCUUCAACCCAUCUCUGUCGCUCCUCGGACCCUUGCCUGUAAGGGCGAGGGAAGAUGCGACAGCAGAGAAAGCCCGGAGGCCCCCCAGCUGCUGGGAGGAGGAGAGCCUUUAGUUCAGGCUGGCAGACAUCCGGGGCUCUGAGGGCUCCGCCUGCAGGGACAGCCUAAUCGCAAUGAGGGCUUUACUAUAGCAAGAAUAAAGGCGGCGAAGCUACACCCACUCUGACACUGACCCAGGGCUGCCUGGGCACUGAGGGCGGACUGCUCCUGAGCACCCCGGGUAAGCUGGGCCAAGGGGGCCACACGGAUUUCCCCCGAGCGUCCUGGGAGGGGUUCCCCGGGGCCCCCGCUUGGCCCUGACGCUCCCUUCGGAACAACCGCGGGACCGAGACGACCGAGGCAGGAGCCUCCCUGCGCCCAGGCACCAGGUGGCGCUGACGGACCACGGCCCGGGCCAAGCUCCUGGGCUCCCGACUGACUCCGAUUCCUCGGCUGUAGCCCGAGUUACGCAGGGCUGGGGUGGGGAGUCCGACGAGAGCCUGCACAACGCCCUGCGACUCUGAGGACCCUCGAAAACUGCCGCAGCCGCCCUGGCAGGGCAUUUCCUCCGCUGUUGCAGAUCGCGAGCGGAUUGCUGCGGCGGCGGCGGCUGACAGGGGAAACUGAGGCCUAGGGAGGAAGAGGCGCCUAGGCCAGGAGGGAAGCCGCUGAGCUCCAGAGGCUCGAACCCUCCCAAGGAUCCUCGGGUCCCGCCUCCGCAUCGCUAGUCCGGCAGCGGGGAGGUGCGUUCGGAGCUCAGGCCCAUAGGCUGCCAGGCUGUCUGCGGCCCCGCCCCCGUUGCGCGAGCGCAGAACCGACCAAGUUUGCUCCCGCCCUGAUGCGCAGACGCGGAACUAGGCCGACUUGCUCCUGGCCUCGCCUCUUCCCUCCCCGCCUCAGACGCACUGACGCAAAGCCGGCCCGAGCGCCCUCCCAGCUGGUGCGCAGGCGCGACGCAGCCGCAUCCGUGCCCCGGAAGCAGUGUGGCGCGUUUGGCAUUGGGGGAGCACGUGGGCUAUUCGGGAGCUUGUCGCGGCAUGGCGGGGACGCGGAGCUCGCGGAGCACGCGGGGGUCGCGAGCGGCGGCGGCGGCGGCGGCAGCGGUAGAGGCCGUGCUGGAGCCCGCCGAGUCGGUGGAGGUGGCGGAGGAAACGACGGAGACGGCGAUGGCGGUGGAAGCGGCCGGAACUGAGGAGCCCGAGUCGGGGCCGGGGCCUCUGCUGCAGCAGAGCCGGGACUUCUUGGACCUCUUCUGGGGCAUCGCGAAGCCGGCCCAGGAAGAGCGUCUGGCGGCCACCGCAGCCCUGGUGGGGCGGCUGCGGGAGCGGCCCCAGGAGGCCGAGCUGCAGUACGCUCUGAAGCGGCUCAUCGAAGGUCUGGGGGCCACGCGGGAGGCGGCGCGGCCGGGCUUCAGCCUGGCCCUGAGCCAGGUGCUCCAGGCCCUGGACCACGUGCCCCUGCGGAGGGUGUGGGAGCAAGUCAAGGAGAAGCACGACCUCCAGAAGAAGAAGCUCCUGCGCAGCGCCGCCUUCGGGAACUUCUUUGGGGUCCUGGCUCUGUUCCAGUCUGGACGCCUGGUGAAGGACCCCAAGGUGCUAGUGGAGGCUGUCCAGCUCCUGCAGAGCCUGGCCCAACACCGCAACCACCUGCAGGACCUGCCCCGCCGGACGCUGGUGGACAUCCUCUCCGAGAUUCCGGAGCCCGUGUUUGAGGAGGUGCUAUUGGGCGUCCUCCAGGACGACUUCGCCUCGGCCUUCAGCACCCCUGAGCAGCUCCAGCUCCUGCUUGUGGGGCUCCAGAAGUUCCCGGGUGUCCUGCAGCCCAAGAAGCUGAAGAAGCUGCUGGGCUCCCCUGCCGUGGUCACCAAGGAGACCGUGCCCAGGCUGGUGGAAGUCUUAAACGUGGCAGCCAAGUCUGUGAAGAAGGAGAAGGUGCUGCCGCCCGUGGCCCUGGAGCUGCUGCGUGUGGCCCUGCAGGAGGGCGCCUUCGAGCUCUUCUGGAAGGAGGUGGUGGAGAAGGGGCUUCUGCAGGAGCACUCCGGGCCCGGCAGUUACACAGCCUUCCGCCUGCUGGGCACUGCCCUGCCCCUGCUGAACCUGGAGCAGCUGCGUGUGGUCCUUCGGGGAGAGGUGAUGCGUCGCUAUGGCGACCACGUGCUCUCGGCUCAGCUCCCCUCGAGGUUCAAGUUCGCCCCGGAGAUGGAGAAGUACGUGGACUCCUUCCUGGAGGGCUGUGCGGACCCCGAGAAGCAGCUGGCCGUGCUGGUGGCCUUCUCGUCCCUCACCAACCAGGGCUACCCUGUGGUGCCCAGCGUGUGGCCGGUGGUGAGACACCUGGGGCCCGAGGCCCUGCGCCGCUAUAGCAGCUGGCUGCAGGACAUGUUUCUCCGGCCCAACCUUGGCAGCUGCCUCGAUUUCAGCACCAGCCGGCAAAAGAAGAAUGCGGCAGAGGACGAGGACGGGCACGUGCCAACGACCGAAAAGUCCGUGUUCCGCCUGCGCAAGUGGCUCAUCCAGAGACUGACCAGCAUCGUGGAGAACCCCCAGGUGGUGAAGGACGAGGCCUUCGUCCUGGGCAUAACCAGGUUCUGUUUUUUCCACUCGUUCUUCGAGACCAAGAAGCCCUGCAAGGACCUCCCCGAGUCAGAGCAGCCUCUCUCGGUGCCGCUGGACGGGGAGACCCGAGACGCCGCGGGCAGCUCCUUCUUCAGUUUGCUGCAGACCCUGAACGUCCUGCCCUUGUUGGAAGAAGCCCCCAAGACGGCCGCCAGCCUGCCCAAGGGGAAGCUGGGCCACGGCGCCAUGGCGGACGGCCGGCUCUGGACGCACUGCCUCGUGCGCUACGCGGACUUCCUGCUGUCCCGUGGCAAGAACGUGCGGCCCGUGAAGGCCUUCAGCGCCGAGGAGAAGGCGGCCUGGGAUCGGAUGUUGCAGUCCGUGGAUCGCCUGCAACAGCGCGCCAAGGACACCCGCGUGGCCGAGAUCACGGCCUUCCAGCAGCUCCUGCUCCUGGUGGGCCUCCACCUGUUCAAGGCUCCUGCCGAGUGUGUCGACCUGUUGAGUGACUUGCAGAGCUGCAUCGAGAAAGCCCUGGACAAGAAGGCCAAGAAGCCCGCCGCAGGUGCUGAGGAGCCCCACUGGGUCGAGGUGUUGGUGGAGAUCCUGCUGGCCCUGCUGGCCCAGCCCAGCCGCCUCCUGCGCCACGUGUCGCGCAGCGUGUUUGCCCGCGUCUGCCCGCACCUGAACCGGCGCGCCCUGCAGCUCAUCCUGGACGUGUUGGACCCGGACCAGGAGGCCGCGGCAGUGGAGGUCACCGAGGAGUCUGACAAGAGACAGAAGCCGGCCUCGGCCGGGGAGGACGAGAGCGAGGAGGACCCCGACGACGAGUCCGGCCCGGACGACGGUCCCGAGAGCGAGGAGGACGCAGACAGCUCCGAGGAGGACCCGGAGGAGGUGGACAGCGGCUUCCGGCAGCAGCUGAUGACCCUGCUUCAGGCGGGGAAGGUGCCGGACGCGGAGGGUGGGAGCAGCGAGGAGGAGAUGGACGACGACGCCAUGCUGGCCCUGGACGCCCGCCUGGCCGGCCUGUUUGCGGAGCAGAAGCUGCGGGUUCGAGCCAAGAAGCUGGAGAAGGAGAAGCUGCAGAAGGAGAAGAGCCUGAGGCGGGACUUCAAGAUCAAGGUGCUGGACCUGGUGGAGACUUUCCUGGUCAAGCAGCCGGACAGCCCGCUGGUGCUGGAGCUGGUGGAGCCGCUGCUGACCGUCAUCGAGCGCAGCAUGAGCGGGGACGCGGCCAAGCAGGAGCAGGACUUCCUGCGCAAGACGGCUGCCAUCUUCACGAACCAGCUGUGCCGGGCCAAGCAGUACUGCCACAGCGCGGCGGCGCAGGCCCAGGAGCUCCACGGCCUGCUCGAGCGCCUGGUGCACAGGGCGGGGCGCCAGGCCGACUCCUCCGUCGCCCUCUACCACUUCAGUGCCUCCCUCUACCUGCUCCGCGUCCUGAGGGGCAACGUUGCCGCGCCGCCGCCAGCCGCCCCGUCCCCAAGAAAGCAGAGGAAAGCCGGGGCCCCCCCGCCUGUGCCCGCCGAGGUGAGCCCCCCACCCCAGGAGGCAGAGGCGCCCCCCGGCCCCCAUGAAGCCCCCUGCAGCACGUCUUCUGCCCCCCUGCAGGGCUCCGGCUGCCUGGACCUGGCCCGGGUGACGCAGCUGUACAGCGAGGCGCUGACCGGUUUCCUGUCCAAGCGGAAGAGCCCCCUCACGGCCACCAUGUUCGUGGACCUCUUCACCCGCCACCCCACGCUGUGCCAGCGGCUCGUCCCCGUCGUCCUCCCGUUUGUCACAGCCGGAGUCCGGCCUUACCACCAGGCCCAGGCGUGUGUGAUGCUGCUGAAGGCCCUGCAGCUCCGGGAGCUAAAGCAGGCACUGGGGGCCCCCGGCUGGCAGGAGCUCAUCGGAGACGCCAUCGAGCGCGUCACUGAGAGCCUGAAGGCGAGCAGUCAGGCUGGGAACAAGAGCGGCCACCUGCGGACGUUCAAGGCCCUGGAGCUGCUGCUCUUCCUCCUCCGCACUGUGAAGGACGAGAAGCUGCCUGUCGGCCUGGAGGCCCCCCUGGCCGUGCUGCAGGAGCUGAGGCAGAGCGGUGCCCUGGGGGCCACCGGCCGCCUCUCCGACCUCACGUGGCAGGCCCUGAAGCUGCUGGGCGUCCAGCGCCCCAAGGAGGACAAGGUCCGGCCCCCGAAGAACAAGGAGGACGCUGCGGCCCCCGAGGGCCCGGGCAGCCGCAAACGCAAGAAGGGCUUCCUCCCAGAGACCAAGAAGCGCAGGAAGAGGCGCCAGGAGGAGGGGCCAGCUGAGGCCCCUGGGGGUGGCCAGGAGCCCCCCUCGGCAGAGGGAAGCCGCGGAGGGAAGAGGCGGAGGAAGAGGAGGAAGAGGCCGAAGCAGCAUCCGGCACUCCCUGGGCCUGGGGUGAAUGGCACCCCCAAGAGCCCACAGCCACCCUCGGGGCCUCCGGGCCUGGACAGCAGCCAGGGCGAGGCUCCCGCCUCCCCUGGACCCAAAAGGAAACACCAGGCCGGCAAGAGGAAGGACAGCCCAGACGCCGCCCCACUGGUGAAAAGGGCCAAACUGCCCACCGCCGGCGGGAAAGGCGGCCCCAAGGCCCGGCUGAGGAAGAAACCGAAGCCAGGCUCCGAGGGGAGCAGCGAGUGAGCGGGCAGGGCCAGGGUGCCACACUGGCAUUCUGAGGACUCGAGACCUUUUUUUACCCCCAAUCCAAUAAAGGGCAUCUUUGCAGGCCUCCCUCCCCACCCCCGCACGGUCGGGGGCAGAGCCGAGGGAGCCACCACUGA
This is a messenger RNA of Monodelphis domestica (gray short-tailed opossum), 12859 nucleotides long. It is a transcript of the gene MYBBP1A, whose product is annotated as MYB binding protein 1a. Gene Ontology annotation, cellular component: nucleolus. Lineage: Eukaryota; Metazoa; Chordata; Mammalia; Didelphimorphia; Didelphidae. The record is from RefSeq and is a predicted model, not a curated record. Gene Ontology annotation, biological process: regulation of DNA-templated transcription. Gene Ontology annotation, molecular function: sequence-specific DNA binding; transcription corepressor activity; RNA binding.